Saprolegnia diclina VS20 is the source of this 1713-nucleotide messenger RNA. RefSeq lists its product as hypothetical. Gene Ontology annotation, biological process: early endosome to late endosome transport. The record is from RefSeq and is a predicted model, not a curated record. NCBI's taxonomy places the organism in Eukaryota, Oomycota, Saprolegniomycetes, Saprolegniales, Saprolegniaceae. Gene Ontology annotation, molecular function: protein binding; phosphatidylinositol 3-kinase regulator activity. The transcript has 9 exons. Bases 1 to 1713 code for a protein of 570 amino acids. Gene Ontology annotation, cellular component: late endosome membrane; early endosome membrane; extrinsic component of endosome membrane.
AUGGCUCGGCCGGAAGUCCCAUUCCUCCUCGCCAACGUGGACGAGCUCGUGCUCGAGUACCUCCUCUUCCGAGGCUUCACAAAGACGUUCCAGACGUUUGCCCAGGAGCGCAAGAAGGACCGGUGUGAAGGCCUCGACGUCGACAAGCUCGUGCAUCAAAUCUUCCUGCACAUCAAGAACGCGGACCUCGAGCGACUCAUGGACCUCUGGAACUUUCUCGAUGCGCGCUUCUUCUGCCACCUCGACAGCGCCUUUGGCUCGGCGAUAGCGCGCCUUCGCACAGCGCUCGAGCGUAGCUACAUCGUACACGUGGUGCAGUCGGGUCAACCAGACAAGGCGAUUGCGUUCUUCAAGCAGUAUGCGUCGACGCACCGGCAUUCGAACGCCGAGAGCGCGGGGUGGCAGCCGUGGUUCAUGCUACCCUACAUGAGCCAGCCCGAAUCCGACCCCUACUUUCGCGAUUUCUUCUCGGCCGAGUGGAUCGACAACUUGGCGCUGACGCUGCGCAACUUUCUCGCAACCGUCUUUCAGGGCAUCCCGCUGCCCAAGCUCCUCGCGUUUCAAAUCGCACAGACAGAAGAGCCCACGCUGCGUCUCCAGCUCGAGUCGUCGCGCGCCGAGUGCCACCAGUUGCGCCUCGAUAUGAAGUUAGCGUACGACAAGAUCAAGCGCGCCGAAGCGUCGAGCCUCGAGCUGCGCCAGCUUUUGCAGAUCGAGACGCACAAGCAGUAUUCUGAGCACUUGCUCGAGUCGCCACCGUCCUCAUCCAGCGUGACAAGCGACGGUACUGUCGAGGCAACAUCCUUGGCGCUCUCGAUGCGUGACGCGCCUCGCGCGCUCGCGCUUUCGCCCAAUCACAAGUAUCUUGCGGUUGCCGGCACCGAGCACGAGCUUGUCCUUUGCGCGACACACCCCUUGGCUGUCGUCGACGUGCCCGCGCUGACACCGUGUCCGUCACGGAUUGUCCACUUCACUUUUCUGUCCGACUCGACGCACGUGCUGUGCGGCCUUGAGAGCGCUGCCUUGUGGCUCGUCUCGACGUCGGGCAGUGCACGCACGAUGGACACGUCGCCGGCAUGCCCUCGCCUCGACGCCGUCGUUCGAACCCGAAGGAAAGGCGACGCGGGCCCCCGCGUGACAAUGGUGCUACUGGCGUCGUCCUCGGUGGACGGUGGCGCGGCCCUCGAGCUCUAUGACGCUACGGACGACGCCAUUGUCCAGACCACGCUGGUGGCAGCGCCGGUUGAGCACGUGUGCGUCACGGAUCAUCUUGUUGUGACGGCGCACCGUGACGUUGUGACGGUCUAUGACGUCUUAUCGCUCACGUCGCUCAGCGUCGUCUCCGAUUCAAUGCUUGCUUCCCGACAUGUCGUGGGUCUUGGUUCCUUCGAGGACUACGGGACGAUCCUUCUCAUGACGCAGCACCAUGUAAUGGAGUUUGCUAUCGACUUGGCGACGUGGUCAUUGCACUGCGUGCGCCAGUCGGAGGUUGCUUCAGACACGCAUUUUCUUGCGACAAGCGGAGACAGCGUGCUCGUCUCGAGUGCCCGCGGUACGCUGGUGCAGGACUGCACAGGAAUGCGCGACGUUCUCUCGACCGAGGCACUGGCCGUGGCUGUAUGGGAUGCCACGUCAGCGUCGUGGGUGGGCGUCGACAACGAUAAGAUCGUAUUUCGCCUGCCGUGGUCUCGGACGGUCCUGCCACUGCAAUAG